Messenger RNA from Aphanomyces astaci, 3858 nucleotides. Its product is annotated as NEK protein kinase. Gene Ontology annotation, molecular function: protein kinase activity; ATP binding. Bases 52 to 2163 code for a protein of 703 amino acids. Lineage: Eukaryota; Oomycota; Saprolegniomycetes; Saprolegniales; Verrucalvaceae. Gene Ontology annotation, biological process: protein phosphorylation. The record is from RefSeq and is a predicted model, not a curated record. The transcript is spliced from 11 exons.
UCGGAGGUGUUUACCAUCACACAUCCAAUCGUCGAGGCCACGCUUGUCAUCAUGGACAAAUACAAGAAACUGGAGCGAAUUGGCAAAGGUAGCUUUGGUUCGGCUUACUUGGCGGAAAAGCGAGGGGAGCCGGGGAAGCAGUACGUGAUCAAGGAGAUCCAGAUUGACCCUCGGGAUCAAAAGGCGGCGGUGAGAGAAGCCCGCCUCCUCGCGGCGUUGGACCACCCAAACAUCAUUUCUUGCAAGGAGCACUUCAUGCUCGCUCCAGGCCAGAAGGUGCUGUGCAUCGUCACUGAAUAUGCCGACGGUGGCGACUUGCGCAAGCUUCUCAAGACAUACCACGAGACCGGUCGGCGGCUAAGCGAAGACCUCGUGCUCGACUUGCUCGUGCAGACGUGCCUCGCCUUGAAACACAUCCACGACCGCAAAAUCCUCCACCGCGACGUCAAGCCAGAAAACAUCUUCCUCAUGCAAUCGAACGUCGUCAAGUUGGGCGACUUUGGAGUCGCCAAGGUCCUCAGCAACACGUUAGCCUGCGCCGAUACCCAAACGGGCACUCCGUACUACACGUCGCCCGAGAUCUGCCAUGGCCUCCGCUACAACCACAAGACGGACGUGUGGAGCCUUGGCUGCGUGUUGUACGAAAUGAUCACUCAAACGCAUGCAUUCGAUGGCCGGAACCAAAAGCAAUUGUUUCAAAACAUCGCGUACGGGGCGUUCGACACGACGCGACUGGACCAUUGCACCAUGCGGCUCAAGCAAUUGGUGAUUGCGAUGCUGGCCAAGACGCCUCGUGAUCGUCCGAGCAUCAACGGCAUCCUCAAGACCCCCCUCGUUCGCGAUCGCAUCCAAACGUUUCUAUCCGCCCAGGAAAUGCAAGACGAACUGGGCCAUACCGUGCUCCAUGGUCAGCAUUUGUUUCGAAAGCCACCGUCCAAGGCGGCCACGAGCCCCCGUGCGAUGAAACAUCCUCCUCCGCCCCCGAUUGCCAUCGUUCGACCGAUCGUCGUGCGAGAGCGUCAACCCCCCGUGGUCCGCGGGUAUGCAGCCCCCACGGCCGCGAUGAAGCAGCGCGGUGAUGCCAUGGCGGCCAAGAAAGAGCGAGUGCAGGCGCUUGUGGCCAAACAGCGCGAACUGGCAGAAAUGCGGCUGGUCCAAGAAAAGAAGGCCCGGCUGGCACGGAAGCAGGCCGAGGUGGACAAGCGCAAGGAGGGGGUUAUACCGGUCCAAGGACGACAGCGAUCGCCUCCUAAGUCGCCACCAGAGGCAGCGGCGGUCUUGCAGGCAAAGCUGGAGGCCAAACGACGCCAAAUGCUGGAGCAACAAGCCGUGCGGGACCUUCCUGUGGUGCCUCUCAAGGAAGGACGCGAACGACGUGUAGACGAUCGCGACGCUGGCCGAUUGAAGAUGGCGGAAGAUAUCAAGGAGAAGAAGAAAUUCCUCAAGGACAUCCAACCAAGCGACAACGACCCGAUCAUUCUCGUCCAAGCACUCAAGCGGCGCAAUGACGACGAGGAUGCCAGCGCCACGUCACAGCUCCCCCCUGCGCCAGAAUUGGCUCAUACAAUGGUACCCAAAGUCGAAGCUAUCUUUGCACCGGAUACAAUCAACUUCAACAGCACCGUGGGGUCGCCCACGCAUGCUGCAGGCAGUUUUCAGGAGCUGUCGUUUGCACAAUGCCUCAAGGAAGCUGCGGCUCCAGUCCAGUCGCCGGCGGUGGAACCCCCUCCUCCAGCUGCUGUGUCCCCCCACGACAUAGUGAUCGACACCGAUGUCAUCACCGACGCAGGUCGAGACGUGCCUCUUGCCAAGCGUAGCCUCGAAUACGAGCGGAUGUUGCUUCAAAUGAAGAGCGUCAUGGAGGACAACUUGGCCGAAGAGCCUAAUGACGACGAGGAAGAAGGGCGAGACGACAAUGCUGCCGAUUUAACUGCGGAGAGCGGAGAUGACACGCGAUUGAGCAAGCUGGCGGUGCUGCAGCUUCCUGCAUUUCAGGCAGCGUUGAAGGCGCGGUGGGACAGUAGCCACCCCCUCCAGCCAGAAGAAACGCGGGAGGCCGCGGGAACGAGUCUGUUAUCGGCAGGGCACAUGGAGGACGUAACGUGGCUGUGUGCGUACAUGCACGCUAUCGUCCAUGGCGGCGCUGCAGCGGAUGGUGUGUAGCAGAUCAGAUGACAACGACACACCCUCGACUCUAUAUUCACAUUUACACGACUACAAAAUUGGGCACUAACUACUUACUACACACUGGACAAUGGAUAUGAGGAACUACUACUACUACUACUACUACUACUACUCGGAAUGGCGCUUCGACCACCCCGUGUAUUUGUACGGACUCGAGUUCCCACCCGCGGACUUGACUUCCAUGUGCACCAACUGCUCCAAGCUGGCCGGGGGCGCCGUCAGGUCUGAGUAUCGGUACUCUUCCUCGACGAUCCGCUCCGACGGCACCUGGCUCGAGAUGGUGCGGCUGCGACGGCGCAGCGGCGGCGGCAAUAGCUUGAUCCGCUCCUCGUAGUCUUCCGAGAUGACCUGCAUCUUGCGUGCGCCUUCGAGGUUGAGCGGGGUGUUCGAGUCGAAGGCGCUGAGGUGGCCGAGCUUGAGGGAUUUGUAGAUGGAGCGCAGGUGGAAGUAGUACUUGGCGUACGAUGCCGCGGACACGCGCACGUUAUACUCGACACAAUCCAGGUACAGCAGUUCCAGAGCGUUGAUCCGGCGGAGGGGGAAGUUUCCAUGGAAGAUCUUGGAGAAGUCAGCGUUGCACAUGCUCAGGUCGUCCCACACCUUGGACGCCAUCACCAUCGAGCAAAACACAAUCGAUUGCCAGUUGGUCGGGGUCAGUUGCAGGCCCUUGCCUGUGGCGGCUUGCAGCAGACGCUCCACGUAGAUCAGGCCCAUGAUGAUACAUUCGCUUUCCAUUUGCGCGGUGCGGUAGAUCUGCGUCAUGAACGCCACGAUGGCGUCGACAGACGGAACAUCGAACGACAUGGACGACGACGGCGCUUGAAACCCGAGGAAGCGCGGAUCCAUGGGGAGUGGCGCGGCGGUCGAUUCAAGGAUGUGACCAUGUAACACCGUGGCGACACAGAAAAACGUAGUGGUCUGGUCGGGUUUGUUCAUCGUGCCCAUGCGCACGAAGAUGGAGUUGGUACUGUUCGACCGCAUGCGCUGCGGUUGCGGCGGCACAGUAAAUUCGUCCGACGACUGAUGGAGGUUGGUGGGAAGCAUGCCUAAAUCAGACUGUCUUGACGCGUAGUAGGCAGUGUGCGGUGACACGAUUUCUUCGGCGAUUGGCGACGGAAUGUCUUUGCGCAUGGACGCAGUCGCCGAAGACGUGCGCGGAGUCGCGAUGCCAUUCAGCAUGGCGUCAAACAUGUCCUCCUUGGCCGACAGCGUGCGGAACAAGCGUGGGGGGCCGCCGGUUUUCGGCGGCCGGCCGCUGUCCCUGUUGGUCUUCACAGCCUGCUUGGGGACAACUUUGUCAUGGCAAGGCGACGACGAGGACGAGCGGUGGUUGGACUCGUCCACGGCGGUGGGGGAACGCAUCAUCUUGCUUUUGAUGUUAUGUUCCAUCAUGCGAAAGAACUGCGACGCCGCGUCCUUUUCCUUUUGGAUCAGCGCCGCGGGUUUCUUCCAUGUGGUCUCGCGGGUGACGGGAUGGUAGUAGUACGGUCGGUUGGAGCGGGGGUCAUGUGCUACCUUCCAUUCAGCAUCAUCGGCAGGCACCUGGUGGGUGUUCAUCGUCACUAGGGAAGCAGGCGUCACGGCGGCGACUUGCUGGACGGACGUGCACGACGAUGGGAGAAUGGUAUACUGGGAUUGGGCCUCGUUCUCAUUGGUGUGCAUCCUGAUGACGAC